Molecule: messenger RNA, 1207 nt
Organism: Helicoverpa zea (corn earworm)
Lineage: Eukaryota; Metazoa; Arthropoda; Insecta; Lepidoptera; Noctuidae
Product: ATP-dependent (S)-NAD(P)H-hydrate dehydratase-like
Exons: 3
Coding region: 184-1185 (333 amino acids)
Biological process (GO): metabolite repair
Molecular function (GO): ATP-dependent NAD(P)H-hydrate dehydratase activity
Source: RefSeq, a predicted model, not a curated record
UCGACUUGCUUAUGAACAGAAUUUCGACAAAAAAAAGCAUUGUAGCUUGCUGUUUGGAUAUUAAAUAUGACCUUCACCUAUACAGUAUACAUAAACUGUAUUAUAAACAAGAAUCAGCUCAAUAAAUAAGUUGUGCUUGUUUGAUAACGUAGUUUUACCGAGAGUGAUUCAGUAAAUAAAAAAAUGUUUUCGCUACACAGUAAAAUGAGAGGAUAUAGUUAUUUUGUGGCCAUAUUAUGUAUAAUAGUUUUAGUAAAUUGUGAUGAAAUUGAAGAUAAGUGUAAUUUUUUAGACAGUAAGCUCCAACCAAACACCUUUAGACUUCUUAGUAAAUCCAUUAUUCCCACAAUGGCCGGAUCUGUAAAAGGAGACGCCGGAAAAAUAGGAGUUAUUGGCGGCUCAAUAGAAUACACGGGUGCACCGUACUUUUCCGCAAUAACUUCCAUGAAGGUUGGAGCAGACUUGGCGUAUGUUAUUACCACCGAAAGCGCAGCAACUGUCAUCAAAAAUUAUAGUCCUGAUUUAAUCGUCUAUCCAUAUUUAAAUACAAAGUAUGCGUCGAAAAUAAGAUCUCUAAUUCCGAAAAUGGAUGUCAUCGUUAUUGGUCCUGGCUUAGGCCGAGAACCUGAAACAGUACACCUAAUUACUGACAUCAUACAAGAUUGCAAAAACUUGGGGAAGCCCUUAGUUAUAGAUGCCGACGGACUUUACGUAGUCAGUAAAAAUACAUCUGUAAUAAAAAAUUAUCCAUGUCCUGGAGUAGUACUGACACCAAAUCUACGCGAAGCUAACAGGUUGAUGGAUGCGGUAUCAAAAAAUGAUAGCAACUGGUACAGCUACUGGGGCGAUUGUGUAGCUGUUCUUGUAAAGGGUGAAAAGGACCAUUUCAACACUAACAUGACUGUCUACAGUUGGAUAGCAACCGGAGGAGGUUCGGGCCGUCGAGUUGGAGGACAAGGUGACAUAUUAUCCGGAGCCUUAGCAACGUUCUAUCAUUGGGCUUUAAAAACAGAACUUUGUAAAAAUGAAAGUCAAGCUCAGCUCGCCCAAAGUGUUGCUGCAUAUGCGGCUGCCAAGAUUACAAGACUAUGCAAUUACAAAGCUUCCUUAGAAUAUGGACAAUCAACGUUGGCGUCAGAUAUGAUUACUAAAAUCCAUUUAGCCCUACAGUCAGCUUUUACAUAACAAUAAAAAUGUAUAUUUGAAA